Vitis riparia (riverbank grape) is the source of this 1540-nucleotide messenger RNA. Its product is annotated as probable ADP-ribosylation factor GTPase-activating protein AGD8. Gene Ontology annotation, biological process: COPI coating of Golgi vesicle. Gene Ontology annotation, molecular function: GTPase activator activity. The record is from RefSeq and is a predicted model, not a curated record. The coding region runs from base 110 to 1327 and encodes 405 amino acids. Lineage: Eukaryota; Viridiplantae; Streptophyta; Magnoliopsida; Vitales; Vitaceae. The transcript has 7 exons.
AAAAGCAAUUUGCGGUUUCGCUUAUAUUUCUGACAUUUUCCCAGAGGAGGUCUCCAUCUUCCGUAAACCCCCGUCACCUCCUCUCGGAAAAUUUACUCUUCUUUAUCUAAUGGCUUCCGAAGGCUUCACCGACAAGAAUGCUGUGUUCAGGAAACUCAAGGCCAAGUCCGACAACAAGAUGUGUUUUGAUUGUAAUGCGAAGAACCCGACUUGGGCGUCCGUCACGUAUGGAAUCUUCCUCUGCAUCGACUGCUCCGCCGUGCAUAGGAGUCUUGGGGUUCACAUCAGCUUCGUCAGGUCUACAAAUUUAGACUCAUGGAGUGCAGAGCAGUUAAAGAUGAUGAGCUUUGGGGGAAACAACCGUGCACAGGCUUUCUUUAAGCAGCAUGGAUGGUCUGAUGGAGGCAAAAUUGAGGCUAAAUAUACAUCAAGAGCUGCCGAGUUAUAUAGGCAAUUGCUUUCUAAAGAGGUUGCUAAAAGUGUUGCUGAAGAUGCAGGUUUGCCAUCAUCUCCUGUUGCUUCACAGUCAGCACAAGCAACUAAUGGACUUGCUGAUUUUAAGAUCAAUGAAGCCCCAAAAGAAAGUUCUUUGGGAAAGCAAGAAGCCUCUGAUGUCCCUGUUUCACCGAAAGCUCCUCAUACAGUUAUGUCAAGUUCUGUCAAGAAGCCUAUUGGUGCAAGGAGAACCGGAAAAAGUUCUGGGCUUGGUGCUAGAAAGCUAACAACAAAGCCAAGUGAAAAUCUCUAUGAACAGAAGCCUGAAGAACCAUCUGUACCUGUUUCCACCUCAACUAAUAACACCCCUUCUGUUGGCUCUUCUUUUGCAUCUCGCUUUGAGUACAUUGAAAAUGUUCAAUCUUCUGAGAUGAAUUCUGGAGGCACACAUGUGCUUAGCCAUGUAUCUCCACCAAAGUCAUCAAGUUUCUUUGCGGAAUAUGGCAUGGACAGCGGUUUUCAGAAGAAAGCAAGCUCAAAUUCCUCAAAAGUGCAAAUUGAGGAAAGUGAUGAAGCUAGGAGGAAGUUCUCAAAUGCAAAAUCUAUCUCAUCAGCCCAAUAUUUCGGGGAUCCGAAUAAAGCCAAUGACAUGGACUCUCAAGUUUCCUUGCAGAAGUUCUCAGGUUCAACGGCCAUAUCAAGUGCUGAUCUCUUUGGUCACAGUUCAGAUAAUUCCCCCCUUGAUAUUUCUGCCGGUGACUUGAUCAAUCGGCUCUCUUUCCAGGCACAGCAAGAUUACUCUUCUCUCAAGAGUAUUGCAGGUGAGACCGGGAAGAAACUCAGCUCGCUGGCAUCAACUUUAAUGACAGAUCUUCAAGACAGAAUCCUCUGAUAUGUUUCAUUUUGUGUUCAAAACACCUGAGUUUGUUACUAUACCAGCCAAAACUUUAUCUAGUGGGUGUAAAAAAGAGUUGAUGAAAUUCUUUCAGAAGAUGAAAAUAAGAUUUUAUGUUUAUCCAGGCUUUUUAAUGGGCUGGUUUAUUUUGUAGAAGUGGUAUUGCUUUUGAGAUUUGAAUACAUAUACAUAUUUCUGGUUUUUAGUUUC